Stylonychia lemnae is the source of this 789-nucleotide messenger RNA. The record is from the annotation of a GenBank genome assembly. NCBI's taxonomy places the organism in Eukaryota, Ciliophora, Spirotrichea, Sporadotrichida, Oxytrichidae.
AUGAGUGCAUCAUAAUCGCAAACAGAGAAUAAAUAAAUUUAGAAUCAAUAGACAGGCUCUCUGAAAAUUGAUAAUAAGGAUGAUCAUCUGUAAUCUAAUGAUAAUCCUCAUUGUGGGAAUAUGACAAAUAAUAGUAAGAGUCACGAUUAGGAUAAGUAAAUAGUGCCUUAAAUAUUUGAGAUCACUAAUAGAUUGGAAAUUGGAGGAAAAAGCGUUCCCAAUGGAGACAGCAAGGAAACAGUAUCUAAUGCUGCAACUUAUUCAAGUAGUUUUGAUAAUAGCAGUCGAUAGUAAAAUAAAGGAAGUAAAAAGAAGAGUGAACAUGGUAAGAGUUCUAAGGCCUAGGUAUCGAGUGAUUUUAUUAAAACUAAGGCAAACUUGCCUCAAAUAAAAGGCCUUCUCAAUAAUUUAGCAUAGUAGAGCUCCUAAGAUGAAAUGCUAUAGCCAAUUUAGGGCACAGAGUUCUCAAUCUAAGAGUUUAUAUUGCAAAGACAUGUUCUUAUUUUCUUGGGUUCCGUGGCUACAGUGGGAGCUUGUUGUUUGCUCUCACAAUGCCUGGUAAGAAUGUCAAAGAACUACAGACUCUAAUUAAAUAAGUACUAUAGCAAAAAGCGCUACGAGAAAGCGAAACUUAUUCAGCAAUAUCUUAACUAGGAGGAAUAGGUGACUUAUGAUUAGGCUGAAUUAGAUGAGGAGAUGCUUAGAAAGGCGGAGGAAGAGUAACUGUUGCAGGAACAAAAUAAUAUUGGAGAGGAUAUCGGCGGAGAUAUUUUGGCAUAGCAAAGAUGA